AUGGCCCGCGCGCUCCUCGCCUUCGCCGGCGUCGCCACGACGGCGGCCCUCGUCGCGCCCUCCACGUCGGUGCGCGCCUCCGCGCCCCUGCGCGAGUCCUUCGGCUUCGACUUCGUCGAGGACCAGGCCGCGAACACGCCGUUCGAGAUCCUCGGCGAGCGGCGCCUCAAGACCGAGUGGGUGCGGUCCUACAAGCCCACGGCGACGGUCAUCGAGGGCAAGCCCUACCCCCUCUUCCAGGAGCUCCAGGACAAGAAGAUCCUCUCCGCGACGGCCGAGUCGGGCCUCCUCGGCGCGCUCGACGACCUCGGCCUCACGCUCAGCGACGUCGAGAAGCUGCUGCCCAUCGUCGACAAGUCCGGCGCCCUCGGCCUCGCGAAGAACAACCUGCCCCUGGCCAUCGUCGCCACGGGCUACCUCCUCAUCGAGCCCGCGCCCGUCCUCAUCCCCGUCCUCGGCGCCGCACUUUCCGUGUCGAGCGGCGUCUGGACCGCGAUCGCCGCGGCGACGACGGCGGCGGAGGUCGGGCGUCGCAUGCGCGCGGCGCUCGUCGUCGUUUUGCGGGCCCUCGCGGCGGCCGCCGACAACGCGACGGACUGCGUCGCCUUCUGCGGCCGCGGCGAGGGCGGCCUCUCGAACACCUUUGCGUUCCUGAACAUGGCCUACGCCUACGCGCACCAGAGCGGCCGCCGGUUCCUCGUCACGGCGCUCGCGCCGCCGGACGUCGCCAAACACGGCUUCGUCGAGACCGAGUUCGCGGACGUCCUGGGCCCGCCCGAGUGGACCUGCGCGUCGCGGCUCUCGGCGCCCAAGGCGCGCGCGCCCCGGGGCCCGUUCGUGCGCGACGUCGCGUGGAAUCGAGACCGCAAGUACUUCCAGCGCGGCGUCGACGUCGCGGCCCUCGAGAAGGGCCUCGAGGUCACGCGGAGCGGCUUCGCGCGGGCGCCGCCCGUCGCCGGCUGCGCGUCCGUGCUCCAGUGGCGCGUCGCCGACCCGCGCGCGACGUGCGGCGCGGACCAGGCCGCGCUCGGGAAACCGUUCGCGCACCGGCGGUCCAUCAAAAACUGCACGGCGGCGCGGACGAAGGCGCCGUUCUGGCUGUCCUACGACUACGCGGCGACGCGGCGCUUCUUCCGCGAACGGUACCCGCGGCCGCCGCGGCGGCCGCUCGGCGCGGUGCGCGCGGUGCUCCACUACCGCCUCGGCGACGUCGAGGCGCCCGCGGCCGACGGGACGUCGCUCCACGCGCUCAAGGUCGAGAAGCGGGGCGCGCUCGACGCCGCGCUCGCGGACGUCGCGGUCCUCGGGGCGCUCGCGGCCCGGGGCUGGACCGUCGCCGCGCGCGUCGCGUCCGACUCGCCGGGCCACGCGGAGGUGGCGGCGCUGGAGCGGGCCCUCGCCGCGGCCGUCGGCGCGGCGGCGCCGCCGGCCCCGGCGUCCGCGCGCGCGGACUUCGACGACAUGGCGACCGCGGACCUGCUCGUCUGCGGCGGCAGCGGCUUCUGCCAC
Molecule: messenger RNA, 1509 nt
Organism: Aureococcus anophagefferens
Lineage: Eukaryota; Pelagophyceae; Pelagomonadales; Pelagomonadaceae
Exons: 2
Source: RefSeq, a predicted model, not a curated record